ACACUGGGACCAGCCCGCCGGCCGCCCCGAUAACUGUCUCCCGAAGCCACCAGGCCGCCGACGUGCGCUGGCUUCUGAGACAACGGGACUGCCUGCUUGCAUCUAUCAGCCAUUGCUUUUUGGGCGGCGUCUUGUUGUGUGAAGCUGAAGUGAAGCACACACGAAAAUAUACUCUGGCCCUUGGUGACGGUGUGUGUACGUGCGUGUGUGCGUGUGACGUGAAGAUGUUGCAUUAGUGUCACUGUUGCAGCCUCCUCACAAGCACUAGAAAAACAAGUGAGAGGCUAAGAUGAACGGUUACCGAGUGAGUGUAUCCCUCAUACGGGGACGCCGAAAAUAGUCCGCAUCUUCCGUGUUUCAGUGGCAGAAAAGAAAACACUCGCCGUGACAGGUCAGUGACACCCCACAAGCCUAAACAGCUGACAAACACUGCAAGAUUCGCUCACCUCUACACGGGCUGAGGCGACGUAGAGGUUGGGAGGCAGAGUCUUGUUUGUGCAUUGGCUGAAGAAGUUACUCCGCCAAGAACAGCAACGGCGGCAGGAGAGAAGGAAGAAGAGGAGGAGGAGGAGAACGAAACUGUAAUAGUGAAGCUGGUUUUGCGAUAGUAGAGAAGUAGAAAUUGAAGUGCGCGUUUGGAAAGAAUAUUGAGAGGAGGAGGUGGAGACAAAGGGAGCUGCCGAGUGAAGAAACGACUUAACCGAGAGCAGCGAUAGUAAAAGAAAAGGAGGAGGAGAAGGAAAAGAAAACGUUGUCGAGGGAAGAAACUAUUUAACAGAGAACAACAAUAGUAAAAGCAUUGAAAAGAAGGAGAAAAAGGAAGGAAAAAGUAAACUGGCGAGUGAAGAAAUUGUUUAAACGGAGAAAAGGAAUAGAAAAAGGAAGAGAAAAGGAGAAAAGUAAACUGUCGAGUGAAGAAAUUGUUUAAACGGAGGAAAGGAAGGAGUAAAAGGAAGAAAAAAGAAAGCCGUGUCGUGUAGUGAAGUGCAGUGCCUAUCAUACGUGCUUGGAAGGUGAAGAGUGAGAAUCGAGGCGCGGACGAGAUGGCCAAGCUCCUCAACAUCCUCCUGCAGCGCUCCAAUGACUCCAUCCCGUGGGGCUUCCGAAUUCAGGGCGGGGCAGACUUCCAGAAGCCCAUCACCAUACAGCGGGUGACCCCCGGGACGCUGGGGGCGCAGCACCUGGAUGUGGGGGACACCAUCAUCAUGAUCGAGGGCCGCGACGCCCGCACACUCUGCCACUUCGACGCCUACGACCUCAUCAAGGCAGCAGGGAACCGCGUGGAGCUGACGGUGCGGAAGGGAACCUCACAGGACCUAGCGGAGGAAUACCUGGAUCACCAAGAGAAACUAGAGCAGAAAAUAGUUGAGGAGCGCCAGUGCAGGGCAAGGACGGUGUGUUCUCCUGCCCUCACCUCCUCCCCACAGCCUUCCCAACGGUACCCAUCUCCACUUCACCUGGGCUCUCCCACCCGGGGCCUCACGUCUCCGUCCCGCCUCUCAGAGUCACCCGUCAGGCAGGUUUCGUCGCCGCCCGUGCAGAUAACCACUCCGUCCUCGCAGUUCGUCACGCCGCCAGACCUGUCCUCGCCGAGCCACGUGCCAUCCUCCCCCACCUCUACCUCCGUCACGUCUGUCUACUCCACGCCCACUGAACCUUUCUCGCCCCGCGCACAGAUGGUUUCUCCGCCUCAUUUCCUCCUUCGAAAGACGCAUCUCUAUUUUCAGCCGCAGUCACCAACGCCACAUGUACAGACACAGCCACAAACACAACAGCACCCACAGGCAUUGAUGCAACCCGAACCAUUACCACAGUCACCAGCGUUGCAGCAGCCACAGGAGCAGCUGGUAAGUGAGAGCGAAGAGGAGCCGCCACUGUCCCCAAGUUACAACUCCCCGAACCUCUCACAUAGACUCCAGCAGUUUCAGUUCCAGCAGGGCACGCAGAUGCACUCCAUGAGCCAGUCAACCUUCCACAGUUACCAGCAGACGACCCAUCACGAGUCACAGUCGGUGCACCACAGCGUCCAGAACUCACAGUCUUCGUCGCAGCUCCCGCCGACCCCCAGGACUGUUUUACCCAAGGACACUCGAGAAGAGACAAUGGAGGUUCAGGACCCACAGCUGCUGACGGAGGAACAGAAGAGGAGACAGCUUCAGCAGCUCAUCCUGGAAAAGCGGCGGCUGGAGGAGAUGAUGAUGAUAGCCAAGAGAAGGGAGUCCACGCCCACCCGCCAGUCGCCCAUCCUCCGCCAGUCACCAGUCCCGCGGCACACGCAUUUCCAUCAUCAGCAGUCCCCCGGUCCCCGCCAGCCCCCACUUCUCCCGCAGUCCCCCGGUCCCCGACAGUCACCGAUUUCUUUCCAGUCGCCCAUUCCUUUCCAAGUGCCACCUCUGCCUCAAUCGCCGAUCUCAAAAGAGCCUCCGUCAUCUGACCAAGAGGGCGCGGGGGCCGUGGCGAAGAUGGCGCAACACUCCAGCCCCGGCCAGGCGGCGCCACCAGCAAGCUUCACUCAGAUGGAAGCAGUGACCAAAGAGUCGUCGUUUUCCUUCAAAGUCUCGUCUGUCGGCAAGAACGACGCUCCGCCGGCUGAAGGGAAGGAUACAGGUACCAAAAAAGAGUCGCCGCCGAAGAGAGAGAACGAAGAGAAACUGAGAGAAGAAAACCGAGUCCGCGAUGACCAGAUCAGGAAGAUGCAAGAGAGGAAACUAGAGGAGAAGAGGAAAAAGGGAGCUGCAAGGCGGACCGGCAGCCAGUCUUCCUCCGACGGCCAGAACAAGGCUUCCCGCGAGGCUCGGCGACUCAGGUCUGAGGAGAGGCGGGCGCACGAGCAGGCGAAUGUAGCAAAGAGGCGGUCUGACGGCAGCACUGAGGGGGAACAACCACUCACGGAGGCACAGGUGGCGGCGGCAGAGCAGAAGAGGAGGGAUCAGCGAGCGGCGCACACUGAGAAGAAGAAACAGGAAGCACGGAGGAAGAUAGAGGAGCAGAAGAGAAGGGACGAGGAGAGAACGAAGGGCUUACAGGAGCAGAAGAAACACUACGAGCAGAUUGCCGAGCAGGAGAGGAAGAAGUUCGAGGAGAAAGUCAGGCAGGAGGAAAAGAGGCGUAUUCAGGAGCAGUUUAAAAGAGACCAGCUGAGGAUACAGGAAGAAAUGAAGCGAAGGGAAGAAAGGAAACUGGAAGAGAAGAGAAGAAAGGAGCAGGAGGAGCAGAGGAGAAAGGAGCUGAUGGAAGAACAGAAAAGGUUAGAAGAAGAGAAAGCGCAGGAAGAGAAGAUGAAAGAGGAACAGAUAAGAGCCACCGAACUGAGGAGGAAGCUGGAGGAAGCGAAGAAGAGAGAAGAGGAGAAGAGGUUGGCGGAGCAGCGGUGGCGGGAGGAGCAGAUGAGAAUGGAGGAGGAAAGGAGAAGAGAGGAAGAGAGGAAAAGAGAGGAAAUGAGGAGAGAAGAGGCGAGAAGAAGGGAAGAGGAAAGAAGGAAAGAGGAGGAAAGGCGAAGGGAGGAGGAGAGACGAAGAGAAGAAGAAAGGAGAAAGGAAGAAGCGAGGAGAAGGGAAGAGGAGAGAAGGCGAGAAGAGGAGUUAAGAAGACAAGAAGAGACGAGAAGAAAGGAGGAGGAGUUAAGAAGACAAGAAGAGGCGAGAAGAAGAGAACAAGAGAUGAGACGGGAAGAGGAAAGAAAACGAAAAGAGGAGGUAAAACGGCGGGAAGAGGAGGAGAGAAAAAGAGAAGAAAAGAGAAAAGAAGAGGAAAGAAGAGAAGCGGUAAGAAGAAUACAAGAGGAGAAGAGGAGGCAAGAAGAGAUUAAGAAAGAGGAGCAGAGACGAUUGGAGGAAAAGAGAAAACGCGAAGAGGAAGCAAGGAAGGAAGAGGAAAGGAAACUGCAGGAAAUAAUACGUAUACAAGAAGAAAAACUGCGAGAGGAAGGACAGAGGAUUGAAGAACGAAGGCAGGAGGAGCAAAGAAGGAAGGUGGCGCAGGAGAGGCAAAGGGCGCAUGAGGCACGUUGGAGGGGAGAGGAGGUUGUGGUGGAGGCGACGGCAGAACUGGGAAGCGAGGAGGUGGAGGAACAGCGACGCAUGGAGGAGAUGAAGCGGCAGGAGGAGGAGAGGAUGAAACAUGAAGCUGAGGCCUAUGAGAGUUACCGUCGCCACCUGGAGGAGAAGAAGCGUGCACACUACUACGACUCCGAUGACUACGCCUCCGAGUGGGACAGCGUGCCCGAAGAGGAUGUGGAUGAGUCGCCGCCCGUGCAGGAGAAGUUCACCGAGCUGCGUGCCCAGAGCGAGGAGGAGCUGUACGAGGCGCAGGAAAAGUCCAUACGCAACUUGGAGAGGCAGAUCCGCAAGCAGAGUGAGCGGGAAAAGCGCCGAAAGUCCGCUGAACGAGCCAUGUCAGACUCCGAGCAGUACCGCCACCAGGUAAAGAUCUUCCAGUCACAGCAACUCCAGCACCAAGCACCGAAGCAGCAGCCACAGCCGCUCUCAGCACCGCAGCAACAGAAGACAGCCACUCAGAAGUCGGACCAGAGCGCGUCACAGAGAAACGCGUCCAGCACAGGGGACUUGCGGAGCACCAAGACUCUGCCUGUGACCAAGUUCAGUCCGGACCCAAUGGAGUUCGGCUUCAGGCCCAUCGAUAAGCCCCACGGCAAACUGUCCAAGUCAACGGGUAACCUAAGCGGCGGGGCCUCGGCGGCGGCAGCGGCGGCCGUGGCAGGAGCGGAGGCUGGAGCCGGUGCCGGGGCGGGGGUGCUGAAGGAGGCCAGCAGGGAGACGGCAGGGGCGUGGGCGCUGCCUCACUGUCUCUCCAGCAGCCUCGGAGAUCUCCAACAGGUGUCAUCAAAGCCGCCACUUCCGUCCAGCAGGAGCCGCACCAGACUGAGGCACGCGACCAGCGAGGAAACGCUCUCACGCCCGCACGCUGCCCGCCCCUCGGAGGACCCGCGGCGCCACACCUACGCCGCGGGGGAGAAGGAGGAGGCUUACCUGCAGGAGGACUCAAGCCAGGGCGACAUUGACCCCGUGGACUACUCGCGCCUCCUCAGCGAGUACUACGCGGCUUACUACGAGGCCUACUACCAGAGCUACUUCAGACGCCAGCAAAGCCAGUUGAAGGGCGGCGGCAUGAACACAGCCGGAGCACCACCACCACCACCACCUCCACCCAUCCCCAGCGUCCUCCCUUCGUCCCGUCUUCCCACUGAGAUCCCGCCGCGCGCAGCCCCAGUCAUGAACCCGCCGGCAGCCCUCGCAGGAGCCAUGAUGAAGGACAAGAAGCCCUUCACCUACACCCCCGGAGGCAUCGACCUCUCUGAGAUUAAGUCACCAAGGAUGCAGAAGCGGCUACUCAGGAACGCUCAAUUAGAGGGUGUGCGGCCAUCCCCCCUGGCCCAGCAACCCCCCCAAGUCCCAGGUAGUUCCUCUGGGGCGGCACCUGCUGCCUGCCAGGGCAUAGCAGUACAGGUGCUGCCAAUGCCGGGCAUGGGCAUGGGGCCUCAGCCACCUCCUCAGCCAAAGGAACCACCUAAGCCCAAGAGGAAUGUGUGUGGACCCCCUCCUCCUCCUCCACCCUUUGUAGUCGGAUCAGAGAGCAGCUUCACCUUGCCAGCACCCGCCCCGCCACAGACCACCAUCACCUCUCCGCCCACCAUCGCUUCUCCACCUACUUCCCCUCCUACUCAGGCGCACCAGCCCGCCGGCGACCUUGGAGCCUCCAUCCCUGCGGCCCCGCCUCCACCCCCGAGCUCCGCUGCGAGGCGCUCCUUCCAACCCUCCGCAACACCUUCCACACCACCACCUGCGAAAGCUGCCCAACGUGAGCCCUCUCCGCCCCCUCCACCACCACCCCAAGCUGUGAGCAUCCCCACUACUCCUCCCUUUACCCAGGAGCCUCCCCUCUCGCCCCCCGUCGUGAAGGCGCCCGUGGCACAGCCACCGGUUGUGCCUUAUUCGGCUCCCUCUCAGCGAGAGCCACCUAAUCAACCUUGGGCAGAACAGUUCCCAGCAGCUGAUGAUGAAGAAUCGUCACAGUCGUAUCAGCCACCAAGCGCUAACCAGCUGCCUGCAGGAAAAGUGCUGUCUCCUGGUUACAGGGAGGAACAGCCGAGCUUCAGUUUGAGUCCAUCGCCCCCGAGACAACAGCCAACAGAGGACCAACACCUUCCCGUACAAGAGGUGCCCGUUUAUGAGCCUCCAACGAAUAUACCGCCAACACUCCUUGAGGAGAGUGAACCCGAAGAGCCGUCACCUGACAGGGAAGAAUCACCUGAGGAGGAGAGUGAUGUCCCAGAGCCUUCGCCUGUCAGGGAGCCUUCCCCUGCCAAGGAACCCUCGCCUGCCAUACAGCUGUCACCUGCUCAACAAGCUGCGUCACCCAUUGCACCGUCACCGAUCAAGGAACCGUCACCCUUCAAUCAAGGCUCUUUCAAAGGCUCUUCACCUGCUAGUUCCAUUAAGAGUCCUUCUCCCGCUAGACAGCCAUCUAAAGAAGCUUCACCUCAGCAAGGAUCCAUUAAUGGUCCUUCACCUCCUAUACAGUCGCCUCCGAGGAAUGAGUCUCCUGCAGUGGUCAAGGAGCCUUCGCCCGCCAUUCAUAUACCUGCUCAGGAACCUUCACCUGCUAAGGAGGCUCCCCCUACUGAGGAGGCACUAGCAAAUAUUUCUCCCGUCCAGCCACCGCUGGUCAAAGAGCCUCCUCCAGAAAGCAGAGCAUCAGCAGAGUCCUCUAACGCCGCUCAUCAGCCUCGAAUCUCCGAGUCCUCUCCCGUCAGAAAAAGUGAGCCACCCCUGCCUUCCUCCCCGCCUGCCCCAACAGAAGCUCCGGUGAGUGAGUCGGCGCCAUGGAGACGAGCAGCAGCCAAGGACACAUCUGCCCCGUCAGCAGCGGCACAGACCCCUCAGCCAGGCGCUCAGUCCCCCAACAUAAUGGCCUCACCCCCGCCGUCUGUGAUAAAUUCUGCUCCAGUAAAAGAACAAAAACAAAUGACUUAUCCUGUGAUACCAACAGUUGCUCAACAACCUGCCCCGAGAAACGUACCCGCAACAUCUGUUUCGGCGAGGGAAGCUCCAGCGAGGCAAACCUCCCAGCCAGAGCCUCCACGCGUCACUCAGAUACCCAUUCAGCGGCCUGGCGCGGCGAACCAGACACCAAAGCAGCAGCAGCAACAACCGCUGCAACAACAACAACAACAACAGCAGCAGCACCAGGAGCAGGACCAGCAUAAGAUAGCCACUACAGGACACCAGGUAGUGUGGCCUCCCGCUCCUCCUACGGGAGAAUCGAGCCAGCCCGUUACGCGACACAUCCCCGUGCGCAUGGCCUCUCCCCCGCCCAGCUCCUCGCCUGUUUCACAUCCACCCAGUCAGAAAGGAACAAAACUAGUUCGUCAAUCGUCUCUCCCCACUAAAUCCUCUCCGCCGCAAGUGUCUCCUCCCAACGCUCAACUUGGAUCCAUCAGCAUCCCCUCCACCAGUGAUGAGGAAUCCCCACUGUCCCCAGCCAGCGAUAAGAGUUCCCACGUCAGCCCCUCCACAGGCCUCAGCCGAACACCGCUGCCUUGGAUGUGCCCCCCGAAGCAAGACUCAUCUCCUCCCCCCUUCAUCGUGUCUCCGCCUCCUAAUGCACAGCAGAGGCACCUGAACCAGCUGAACCGCAUCAUUCGGCAGAAGUCUCUUGGCCCAGACUCAGCCCCCUCCCAGCCCCUUGCUCAGGCCACCGUCAUGCCCCAGCCAGAUCUGCUCCAGCAUUCGGGACUUCAGAGACAGUGGUCACUUCCGCCAUCUCAGCAGCAGCAACAACAACAGCAGCAGCAGCCACCCAGAAUGCAGCAGCAACAGCCACCGCAGCAGCAAGCCCGCACUAUCCCUAUUCAUGUUCAACGUCCAUAUCAGAGCCAGGCCAUCCCCGUACACAUACAACGACAGCAACAGUAUCAACAGCAGCAGAAACCACAACAACAGCAACGCCAGCAGCACCAGCCUAGAGAGCGCAUCAUUCCCAUCAUGAUUGAGCAAGACGACUUAAUUCAGAGCAACGCCUCGAACUCGGUCCCAGCGCCCCGAAACACGUUUACUCCAAUUAGUAUCAUGCGGCAGCAGUCUGAACCAACCUACCGACAGACCCAGCCGGCCGUGCAGCGACAGCCAGCCUUCCAGACCCAGCAGUCCUACCAGAGUCAACCAACCUUCCAGCCCCAACCAUCCUACCAGCCACAGCCGGCCUUUCAACAGCCUUCACAGCCGGCCUUUCAACAGCCUUCACAGCCGGCCUUUCAACAGCCUUCACAGCCGGCCUUCCAGCAACAGCAGCAGUGGCAGCAGUAUCCCCAACAGCAAGCACAGCCACAGCAACAGCAGUGGACAAACUCCCCCGGGGCAGCCUUCUCUCCACCUCAGUUCCCUUCCUCGCCCAUGGCUGGAGGUGCGAACAACGGGGCAUUCCUUCCCUACAACUCCCCGGCUGGCCUGUAUUCCGAUAGCAAUGCCCUAGACGCCCUCCACCAGAUGCAACAAAGCCUUGCCCACCUCAACUCAGGCAUAGAGAACGUGUUCCCAAGGUUCAUUCAGAAAAAAAUGUCGGACUCUCUAACACCCCGAAGAGCUGAAUCUAGUUCCCCUCACCAGAACGGCGAAGGAGUGGACCCAGGGCCGCCCGUGCAGUCCCGAUCCUUCCGAGUCCUGCAGAACGUCCUCAGCCAGGAUGUGGCAGAUGGUCCCACUAAUGGUGCCCCCAUGAGAGUGGAGGUUCCCCUUGGGACAGGAAGUCCUGCCACCCACCGGCGAGGGUCCCAGAUGAACACUGUGAACAAGGCUGCUCAGCCGAGGGGCUCUUUCUCUCAGUCCAAUGGCAGCCAAAGGGGGCCAGUGUCCCUCGCUAACAUGGGACAGCGAAACUCAAUCAGUAACGCUGGGAAUCCCAUCAGCCAGGUCAAGGGAGGCUCAGAGCAGCAGAAUGGCGGGUUUAAGGUGAUCCCUAUUCAGCAGGAUGUCAAAAUUACUCCUAAGAUGGGAGGAUUUAAGACCAACAACUCCAAUGGCAAUGAGUUAUCUAGCAUUUUUAGGAAUCAAGUGCAAGUGUCCAACGCCAAUGAUGAAGCACGGAGCCGAGGGGGCUACUACCCCCAAAGGACUGUGGUUGUCAAUCAGAGCUGUGAGCCGCAGGGACCUGUCCACAUUCCCAACCUUCGCCAGCCGCAGAAGCCAACUCCUCUGCAGCAGCCGGUUCAGUACCAGCCUCCCUCCCACCAGCAGCCAUCUAUCUACCAGCAGCCAGGUGUCGUUAACAACUCUGCCUCGUCUGAUGAAGCUCCGCCUGAGCCCAAGAAGUACAUGGGGGGCAGCAUCCCCUCGCGCUCCUUCAGGAUGCUGCAGGCCAUGACUUCUGCAGAUGAUGCAUCAGACAACGGAGCUCCUGCCAGUGGGUCAGAGGCCUCCCACCCACCUGACAGCGACACACAGCAUGCAGCCAGUCAGAUCCCCUCUCCUGCCUGGAAAACCUCCACUCAGGGCUCCCCACCAUCCCUCUCCCCCACCUCCACUCUCAUCACAACAAAUGACAAUUCCUCUGAUAGUGGGAUUUCCUCUCCUUCCAAAGUGUCUCCCUCUUACACUACCACUAUGGACAGUAAAGUAUACAGACAUGUUUCUCCUAAAGUCAAUCUAUCUGGACCCAAACAAGAACGCUUUGUCAACUCCGCUCUCACUGCCAAGGAACCGUCAUCUCCAUUCUCUACAGGCACGGCAUCACCAACUUGGGUGAAUAGUCACACAUCAAAAUUUUUCUCUGCUACACAUCCGACACCAACAGUGGUUAAAUCACAUGAAGAUGAACAGGAAUGCCCCAGGCUUAUGAAAAUUAUUAGGCAGGAAUCAACGAGCUCCCAAAACAGCCAGGAGGGAACGGAGAGACGCUAUGAAGGAGCCCACAUUCCCUCGCGUGUGUUCCGGCACCUGCAGACAGAAUACGCAGGCUCGUCAGAUGACGCCACUGAUGCAAACCCUCGAGUAAACUCUGAGGCCAAGGGUAUUCCUUCAAGGGUUGUGAGGUCUUUUCAGAACAGUGGUAUGAACCCUGAUAAGUCAGGUUCUUGUGGAGAACUUGAUGAUUAUCAGUGUAAUGGGAUGUCAAGAACGGCUGCACACAAAGAUACAGUCCUCAAGGAACUCACCUCUCAGUUUGACACCAUGGGCACCAGGAAGAAGCCAAGAGCUGCUCCUGGAAAGGUGUUCCGUCAAAUCCAAGUUCAAUAUGACACCCCAGAGGACCAGGAGGAACCCCAGCCUGAGGAGGUUCACAACUUUGGAUAUCGAGGAUCAAAGUUGCCGUCACCAUCCUUCAGGUUCCUACAGAAUCAGUAUCACCAGCAGGAGAAGCCUGAGGAGGUCACUAGUGAGGACAGCCAAGUCCACAAUGCCCCAGAGUAUGAGCAUGAGCCACUCCCUUACCAGGGCGCUCGCCUGCCUGGCCGCACCUUCAGGUCCAUCCAGGAGAACAUGGGUGCACAUCCCUCGGUUCUCAGGCCCAGGAAGUGAGGACAGAUAAGCUUCUGUUUAUAGAUUCUUUCUAAGGAUAGAAAUUUCAGUUUUCUAUUUUCACAUACGCAACCCUUUUCUGGAACAAAAGUUUAUCCUAAUUAUAUUAAUUCUCAAACAAAAAACAGAGAACUGGAUGUUGAUCACUAUGAAAUUGUCAAAGUAUAUUAAAUGAAAUAUUUGCACAUAACUGUAGUAAAAUAAACUUUCAUAUGUAUGCAUUUUGACUACAGUCUGCUAAUUACAUGGCCAACACUUCAUUAACUGAAGCAGUUACUGUGCCCCUUCAUCAGUAAAGAGGCAGAAACUAUAAGAGUGGUGCUUCGUGGCGCUGUUUCCUAUACUCAUCAAAGGUCUGUUCCGACACAAUUACUGGUUGUCACAAAGAAUAUGCAAGUAAUGUAUUUGUAGUACAAUAUGUUUAUGCUUCAGUGUAGCCUAUAAGCUAGCUUUAUGAAUGCUUAUUGUAGUAUAUAUAUGUAGAUUACCAUAUUUCAAAAUUAGUUUUAGCAUAUUCAUACAUAUAUUUAAUUGCAUUCAUAUAUACAUACAUUUUAUCCUUAUGUAUAGUGCAUGUGUAUAUAAAGAUUAUAUACUCAUAAUCAGCGGCAUCUCUUAGACAUAACAGACACUUAAACAGUUAAGAAUUUCAGUUGAAUUUGUCCUGAGAACAUUGUCACUGCCAUUAGUGAUGAGAACCUCAAUUCUGAAAAUAAAACUGUGUUGAUUUGAAUUGUGAUAUUAGUGUAGUGCACGGCGUGCACCAUAUGAGCUUAUCUGAGAUGUGUCCCUCUCGCCACCAUCAGGAGAUAUAAUGUGAAGGAAUAUUGCCUUUACCAAAAAAGAAUGUUACACUUGACACAAAAUUACAAGAUGGUUAAUUUGGUUUCUUAGAUUUUUAGUUACAUUGUACUCACUUGGUCUAGCAUAACCACACACACACACACACACACACACACACACACACACACACACACACACACACACACACAACACACAUUCACCAUUCCAAUGUCUAAUUUUUAUUUGAUCUUAUUUUUUAUCAACAUUUUGAUUAUGUACAUUUUCAUUUUCUUGUCUAAAUUUACUCAUAUUGUUUUCUUUGAGUAAAGUCAUUUUCUUGAAACAAAAUCUUGUUGAUACUUAAAUAUCUAUGAAAGCCAUCUCAUAAUAGUUAGGAUAUAGUUGUUAGUGCACCUUCAGCUCAGCCACAUCUACUUGAAUCAGAAUAGUGAACAGCACAAACAUAGAUUUAUAUCUCAGGAAAUUUGAUGGUGUUAUAAAAUGCUUAACCUGGUAGCAGCGACGGGCCAAAUUUGUGGCUUUACCGUGUGCCAGCGACGGGGCAAAUUUUUGCCAUGAUAUAACCCCCCAAAAAUAGAUGAUGCAUAAACUGAUCACAAAUGCAUUGAUAUAUAUUAUGAAAUAGUUUGCAUGAGUGAUGAUUUUCUCUCAUUUUUCUCGCUUAGAGGGGCCUUUAAGAAACAUGAUCCCCGCAGCUACCGGGUUAAAUGUAUUGUGAGCAUCCUGUCAUUAGCUUCAUACUGCGACGGUGCUUCAAGAGGGUUUUGCUUGCAGAGGUGGCAUGGGUGGUCAUGUAUUUGUCAAGUUUUUUAAGAUUAGAGAAAGAGGAAAUUGUUUUUCUCUGUAGCCGUUAGAAACUAAUCGUCUUAGGCUAUACCCGUGUCUGAUGUGACUCUGGCAUGUAGUCUUGCUUCCGUCUCCUAAGAAAGAGCCAUCAGGGAGUUGUACACCAUUUGCACUGUCUGUCUUGAUACAUAAAAAGAUACAUAAUUUUAUCUGAGAUUCUUGUUCUCCGUGUUUUACCGUUCAGUUUACCCUCAUGCUCCCCCUCCCCUGAAAAGCAGUCCAUAUAUUACUCCAACCAUGAAGACACAUUGCACCCUCCACCUCCACACCCUCUGUAGCACCAGCACCCUUCCGGUCCUCACCACCCCCUCCUCUGCUGACCCAUCCUAGUGUUGUCUUCCAUUUGGCUUGCUUGUGGUGGUGUUGAGGAUUUUGUUCGGUUGCAGGUCCGGGCCAGAGUGACUUAUAAAUCCCUUCAGCAGUGAGGCUCGUGCACAGAAGUCGACCGUCUGUGUGACAAUACUUCCACACCUCUGGCUGGUGUGGAACCGUGUUAAGAGUACAUAGUUAAAAUUUGCUUAACUUUGCUCUCCACUCCUCUUCCUGAAGAUGUGAGAGUUGGCAAAGGGACGAAGGUGAUGAGGAAAAAGUCCAUGUUAGUGCCUUUUCUAUGCUGUGAGUGAAUAAUUCAAAAUCAGGUUUUGUUGAUCAUUCAAAAUCCAACAAGAAACUAAUAUAUUUUGAUAACUUACAGACUUGUCAUUGUUUAGUGUUGUAAUAAUGUUAGCUAAACUAUUAUGUUUCAGUAGGUACAGGGGAGUGUCGUGGAAUUUUUUCCACUUCUCAGAGCACAUGAGAAAUUGAUCUGUUCAGGAGGAUAAAUCUUUUUCCAAACAUUCCCCCUGGGACAUGAACCCGGGCCCCCAAGACGGGAGGGCAGACAUGCUAGCGUCAAGUCAAAGGGAUUAAUAAUGGCCUUUUGGAGUCUUUAUCAGCAUCUGGGGGCCAUUACAAAAGGCAGACGAGUGCAUGGAGAUACCAGUGACUUGCGGGAGCAUACUAAGUCUGUGGUGAUAGCAGUGCCUUUUUGGGAAUGGACCCAAUGCCUCAGUCCAUUGCAGGGCAAGGCUGAGGCUCCUGAUGCUGCUCACUGGGUUGUCUUAGUGCAAUGUUCAUAGGUGGUCCCUCAGCACAGUUAAAAAUCCUACUUUUAUAUGGGGUGUAAUUUGAUAUCACCAUCCACGUGAUCUUAUUUCAAGGAUCUUUGUGCUAGAACUAAAUGUUGCAAAUGACAAAGUUUUAAUAAUUUUUUGUUACAUUGUGAAGGAAGUCUUGUGGUGUGCCUGCUGAGUGAACUAUUGCCUUCACUUUCUCAGCCUUGUAUAGUUCCUGGUCUUGUGAUUAACUGUUAUGUAAAUUUGCAUCGUUGUUGGUGCAUAUUUGAUGUACUACUCAGCAUUGUGGGGCAGAGCUAAUUUUUUUUUUACAUAGCUUAUAUUUUUUGACUGGUAAUGACUCACUGAGGAUAUUUGAUUGUGAUAUAUUGAAACACAAACGCCCUAGUGUGGCAUUGUGUUAUAACAGUUGUGCAUCUCUUUGCACAUUAUUAUUGGUUUUAGUCGUUUUCUGUGAAGGUCUUCUUUCCCACUUAAACUUGUGUAUUUUUGUGCUGCUUCUAACUGAUACAGGAGUGUUUGUAGGCUUUUGCAGGGAAGAACAUUAUUAUCAUAGAAUAGGCAAAGAUUCUGGUUUACAUGUAAUUGUUUUGUAUCUGGAUUGAAAUAAAUAUCCAUAACCUUA
Molecule: messenger RNA, 13922 nt
Organism: Eriocheir sinensis (Chinese mitten crab)
Lineage: Eukaryota; Metazoa; Arthropoda; Malacostraca; Decapoda; Varunidae
Product: microtubule-associated protein futsch-like
Exons: 17
Coding region: 1044-10532 (3162 amino acids)
Biological process (GO): actin cytoskeleton organization; muscle structure development
Cellular component (GO): filamentous actin; adherens junction; stress fiber
Molecular function (GO): actin binding; muscle alpha-actinin binding
Source: RefSeq, a predicted model, not a curated record